AGGCGACUGUACAGAAUGUCAAAGCUAAUCUCCAACGUCGCUCUCUCUCGCCAUUGCUUCUUCCUGCCGUCAUCAUCUUCAUCCGCGAGAGCUAUUCAUCCACUCCAUCAGUUCGCUCAUACGCGUCACUUCCUCGCGCCACGAGUUUUUUCGUCGUCUUCGUCUGUAAAUCACUCAAAGCUCAAGAUGGAGGCGGAGCAUUACAAAUUCGGGCCGUACAAAAUUGAUCCCAGCGAAGUCUUCUUCUCAACCAAAUUCUCAUAUGCUUUGGUCAACCUGCGCCCUCUUGUUCCUGGUCAUAUCCUUUCCAUUGCAACUAAUUAAGUGGUUUAUUGAAUUUCAUUGGGGAUAUGUGUUUUUGCAAUUGGCUAAAGUUGAAAUGGUGAAAUUAUGUGAGUCAAAAAGAUAAGUUUGAUGUAUGGUUUGCUUUAGCGUUAAGGUGCAUAUGUGGAUAGCACAUCCAUAAAGCAUACCAUGCUGGCAUGUUGAUACAAUAUGGUUGGUUAAUCUUGGACUUUCGCCCUUAAACAUGCUUUCAAUUUCUUUACAUUAGUAUAUGAUGGAUGAUAUGGUUCAAAGAAAUGUGUAUUUUUUGUUUUCUAACAAUGUUUUAGUGUAGGACACAUAAUGGACUAAAUCAAAAUGACACAUUAUACUUCCCUUGCUUCUUACUUUCUAUGAAGUUUUGGGCAAUAAAUGCAGGAUUGCAGUUAUGGUCUAGCGGAAACAGUCUCUCUGUUAUCACAUGGCAUACAUGUGCUUGUCUGCCCAAGGCGUGAAGUGAAGCGUUUUGUUGAUCUCACUGCUGACGAGACUAGUGACUUGUGGUGUGUGGCACAAAAGAUUGGGGGCCAACUCGAGUCUUACCACAAUGCAUCAUCACUCACUUUUGCAAUCCAAGAUGGACCUCAGGCUGGACAGACCGUUCCUCAUGUUCAUAUUCACAUCAUGCCUCGCAAAAGUGGCGACUUUGAGAGAAAUGAUGAAAUCUAUGAUGCUUUGGAUAAAAAGGAGAAGGAACUGAAGCAGUCUCUUGACUUGGACAAGGAAAGGAAGGACAGAACCCCAGAUGAAAUGUCUCAAGAGGCAGCUGAAUAUAGAAAGCUCUUUAUGUGAGACUAUGAUUUGUGGGUUUCAAGAUUAUCAUUACUCAUAAAUUACGAGUAUCCAUUUCUAGGUUAGUAAUUAACAAAAAAAAAAGAUACUUUGGAGUGUGUGGGAGGAUAAUUUGGUCAAUUUAUUGUGUUUCAUUUUAUGUUUUCUAAAUGUGCUCUUAUGGGGAACAAACGUCUUCAGAUUAG
Molecule: messenger RNA, 1301 nt
Organism: Cuscuta campestris
Lineage: Eukaryota; Viridiplantae; Streptophyta; Magnoliopsida; Solanales; Convolvulaceae
Source: the annotation of a GenBank genome assembly